Molecule: messenger RNA, 2057 nt
Organism: Selaginella moellendorffii
Lineage: Eukaryota; Viridiplantae; Streptophyta; Lycopodiopsida; Selaginellales; Selaginellaceae
Product: protein MID1-COMPLEMENTING ACTIVITY 1
Exons: 8
Coding region: 374-1588 (404 amino acids)
Biological process (GO): cell surface receptor signaling pathway
Source: RefSeq, a predicted model, not a curated record
UAAAAACCUUAUUAUUUUCUCGUGCGCUCCUCCGUCUCUCUCUUCUCUCUCUCUUUCUCUUGUGCGUGCGUGCGUGCUUUGGCGAUGGCGGACGAUAGCGACGAUUCGAGCAGCGAUGCGGCGCUGGGAGCUCACUAACGCCGGUAUGCUCGCAUUUCACGAAUUCCUGGUAGAAAAAUCCGGCCGGCUGGAGCUCCGGCUGGAAAUUUCGCUGUGGCGCGCCUAGGGUUGUCUAGAUCGUCGAGAGCUCGCACGAUUGAGCUCCGAGGCAGGCGCUGGAUGGAAUCCCAGCGAUUCUACAGGCGCUGGGGUGGAAUCGGUGGAAUGUAGCUAGCGGACAGGGCAUAGAGCAGGGAAAUUCUUGGCGGACGAGAUGGUUUUCCCGGUGGGGGACGUGGCGACCGUUGCCCAGAUUGCUGGCCUUGAUUCUCUCAAGCUCAUAGCGGCUGUUGCGGCCGCGGCCAAGAACGCGCGCAUGCACAAGAAGAACUGCCGGAAUUUCGCGCAGCACUUGAAGCUCAUUGGGAAUUUGCUGGAGAAGCUGAGGCUAUCGGAGCUCAAGGAGCAUCCAGAGACUAGCGAGCCUCUCGAGCGUCUAGAGGAGGCUCUCAGGAAGGCUUACAUCCUCGUCAACAGCUGCAAGAACAAGAGCUACCUCUACCUUUUGGCGAUGGGAUGGAACAUCGUUAACCAGUUCAAGCUCCGGCAGGCCGAGAUCGACCGACUUCUCCAAAUUAUUCCUCUCAUCAGUCUCGUAGAUAACAAUCGGGCCAAGCGAGAGCUCCGUGAGAUACAACGAGACCAGAAAGAGUACACUCUGGACGAAGACGAGCUCCGGCUCCAGGAAACAGUUCUAAAACCUGACUUAAGCGUCAACGAGUCGAGGGAGCUGCGGAGGAACCUCUCUCGGAACUACCCGGGGCUUGCUCUCGAGGAAGCUCUCCGGAAAGAAAACAAAAAGCUCAAGAAAGAGCUCCAGAAGAUGCAGUCCCUCAUGGAGGAAGACCAGUGCGACGUGAUCCGCCGUCUUAUUGACAUCACCGAGACUGACGUGAAGGGUACCUACGAGAAGGAUCCCGAUUAUAUGAAAGAAGCCAAGAAGUACGAGCAAUCCAAUUACGAGCAGUCCAACUCCGACGCAUACACCUAUCAGGAGAGCCACAAAUCCAAUGAAACGGCUUCUAAAUCCUGGCAACUACAAGAUUGGCAUCAUGAUCUUUAUGGAUGCUGUGGGAGCCCCCUGCUGUGCGUGGGGACAUUCUUGUGCCCUUGCUGCACAUUUGCUACAGUCGCGGCGACUGCCACUAAUGGAAUAAUGCCCAAGCAUGCUGCUUGCACAAACUGUUUGAUUUACACGAUGGUGCUUAGCUGCUGCUUCUACACCUGUUGCUUCCGGCGUAAACUACGCAAGCUCUACAACAUCGAGGGCGGGUCCUGUGACGAUUGUUGGGCGCAUUUCUUGUGCUUCUGCUGCGCGCUCGUUCAAGAGGCACGGGAAAUCAAAGCUCGUGAACGGGAUGGAGAGGGCAGUAGCAGCCAGAAGAGGAUGAUGCCGCCAUCGGAGCAAUGCAUGGAGCGCGAUCAUUGACCCCCCUUGUGCAAUACCACCAACACUUAAACAAGGAGGUACUUUUGGAUAGUGAAAUGCUGGCUGGCUUUCGUGAGAGUGAGUGACAGAAGUAUGUUUUGGGACUGAUUUCUCGAGUAUGUUUCGUUUUCCCUACUUAUACUUCCACGGCAGGGACAAGCCGAGAGAAAGUUUUUGUUUGUCGGAGAAGUUUGGAGGGAGGGAGAAAAAGAGAGGGGGAGAGAGAUUUGGUGUUUGGUUGGGUUUGGUUUGUGACAGGUCAGGAUUGUAAGAACAAGGCGUCAAAGCGAAGAUAAAGAUGGAUCGUCCAUCCAUCAAAAGAUAUAACUUGCAACACUCGGUACCCAUGGAUGGAGCCAGCAAGCAAGCACACACAGAGCCAAGCAAGCAGCAGUGCCGCCUUGAUUGGUGCACACGACGUUUGCAUCCCUUUGUCAUCCACGUUUUUAUUUAUAUGCGGCUUUGAAAA